Messenger RNA from Phycodurus eques (leafy seadragon), 1886 nucleotides. RefSeq names its product metalloreductase STEAP3-like. The coding region runs from base 51 to 1523 and encodes 490 amino acids. Gene Ontology annotation, cellular component: endosome; plasma membrane. NCBI's taxonomy places the organism in Eukaryota, Metazoa, Chordata, Actinopteri, Syngnathiformes, Syngnathidae. Gene Ontology annotation, biological process: copper ion import. The transcript is spliced from 6 exons. Gene Ontology annotation, molecular function: ferric-chelate reductase (NADPH) activity; cupric reductase (NADH) activity. The record is from RefSeq and is a predicted model, not a curated record.
UCAUCUUACCAGGAAGAAAAACAGUCACAAGAACUGCAAGAGGCUCCACCAUGCCUGACGAGAUGCAACGAGCUUUAAUCCAGAGAGGAGGCGACACAGGCGGCCGCAGUCCUCUUGAAGCCUGUGUGUCUGAGCUCAACACUCACAUUGUGGGCAUCCUUGGCACCGGUGACUUCUCCCGCUCGCUUGCCAGAAGACUGCUGGCCUCUGGCUACCAGGUGGUGGUGGGGAGUCGAACCCCCAAACACUCUGCUGCUCUCUUCCCUGAAGAGGCAGAGGUGACCUCCCAGCGGGAGGCGGCCAGCCAGGCAGACGUGGUCUUUGUCGCUAUCUUCCCUGAGCACCACCACACCCUGUUGGAGCUGAAGCCGGCACUGGCAGGAAAGAUACUGGUGGAUGUUAGCAACGGCUUGCAGAUCAAGCGAGGUGGGCCAUCCCAUGCUGAACGACUGGCUGACAUGUUUCCUGAGAGCUUUAUAGUGAAAGGUUUUAACACAAUAUCAGCAUGGGUGCUUCAGACUGGACCUCGAGAUGGAAGCAGGCAGGUUUUCCUGUGCAGUGAUAGCAGUAAGGCUAAGAGCUCAGUCCUGGCAAUGUGUCACAGGAUGGGCUUCUUUCCUGUGGAUAUGGGCCUGCUCUCCUCUUCUGCGGAGGUUGAAAACCUCCCCUUUCAUCUGUUUCCUUCCUGGGGCACGCCCAUCCUCAUCACCGUGAUUCUCUUCAUCUUCUUCUACCUCUACAACUUCGUCCGUGACGUCUUGCAUCCCUUCGUCACAGCGGGGGAGAGUGUGUUCUACAAAAUGCCCAUUGACACCGUCAACGUCACUUUACCUUCCGUCGCCUUGGUGAUGCUUGCGCUCGUCUACAUGCCGGGCUUGCUUGCUGCAUUGCUCCAGCUACGGCGCGGCACCAAAUACAGUCGCUUCCCUGAUUGGCUCGACAAGUGGCUCACCAAGAGGAAGCAGUUUGGAUUGUGCAGCUUCCUGUGUGCGGCCAUGCACACCAUCUACAGUCUGUGUCUGCCCAUGAGGCAGUCAGCUCGCUUCAAGUUGCUCAAUGCUGCUUUGAAACAGGUGCAGGAAGGCGUGGAGAAAGCGUGGAGUGACGAGGAGGUGUGGAGGAUGGAGCUGUACAUCUCAGUGGGCAUUAUAGCGCUCGGGCUGCUCUCCCUGCUGGCUAUCACCUCACUGCCCUCCGUGGCUGACAACAUCAACUGGCGAGAGUUCAGCUUUGUACAGUCUACUUUAGGCUACUGCGGGCUGUACAUGGCCACUGUCCACACGCUCCUCUUUGGCUGGAACCGCGCCUUUGACCCAGGCCAAUACCGCUUCUUCCUGCCACCCACUUUCAUAGUGGUCCUCAUCCUCCCUGUCACAGUUCUGUUGGCCCGCAUCAUUCUCCUGUUGCCCUGUAUUGCGCACCAGCUCCAACAGAUCCGUCGCGGAUGGGAGAAGAGUCGGCACAUCCGCUUUGUCCUGCCCAACGAUGACAGUUACAACGGCUUAGAUGUCAGCCAUGUUUGAAAAAGAAAAAAGAAUUCUGGUUGAGGCAACCGUAAAAGUAAUGUGUUGCGCACACGUGGAAUGUUGAAUACAUAUUUGUGUUAUAUGAAUCAUUUUAGAAAACAGAAAUAAUUUAAUAAUAUCAAGAUAUAUGAGUGUAGAGUGUUGAUCCUGAAUUUCCAUGCAUUAUGCAUUUGUAUGAGUAGCUAGCUUGUCAGCGAUAUUUUAUCUUCUACUUUAUUUCAUCUGAGUUGUUAUACCAGCUGGUGGCUCUGGAUGCUCGAUUCAGGUUAAUAUGUGCCAAAACCUGUCUGAAGUUGUGCUCAACCACAGCUUACAUAUGUCUGUUUGUUUGAUUUUUGUCAAAUAUAUCUUUUUUUUCAA